GACGUCAUCCAACAAUCUGCCACCCGACCCGCGCAACUCCAACGCUUCCGGCACCAGGACUGACAUCAAGAACGAUCAAGCACCGACCAUUGCGCCAGCAACCAGCGUUGUAUCCCGAUCACCUUGAACAAUUCUUUCCUUUGUAACCCCCUUAUCGUCAAAUCCCUCUUUCAGUCCGUGUCACCUUUCUGUCCAGCCAUUCCCUGUGGCUUGUUUCAGGGUGGAUCAGUCAGAAGAUCAAAAAGCCAGAAGGCUUCGAUCAUCAUCAGCUACAUAUACAGGACCAAGACGCCGAAGAUUCCACUUCGCAUGCUUCCCUGGCCAUUAGCCGAUAUCAUUUAGUGACGACGUCGACGAUCCUUGAAGCAUCUGCCAAGCGUUUACUGUGCUUGGAUUCCUGUCCCUUUUUCCCUACAGUUCGCAAUCUCGUUUGCGACUUGCUGUUUUUUGAUUACGCGACAACUCGAACAGAACGAAAAGCCUCCUGUCUUGAUAUCGCAACUGUCUGGGCUUGUCCGAGCUACCUACAUCUAUCUGUUUCAGCUACUUGAGCCAUUAUACCUGAUAUAUCGCGGACAGAAAAGCAUCACCUUCCGUGUCAUGGCCGACGACACAGACAACCCACCAAACAUCCAAAUACCAGCAAAGUCGUAUGGUUUCCCGCCAGAAGCCUUUGACCCCAGACGGCUUCCCGACUAUGAUACCAAUUUUCUACCCGCUCACGACCUCGAAGCUUUUAUCCAAGCCCUCGCGGCGCCCGACUUCGUCCAAUCACCAGACGAUGCAUCAUCUAUGCGUCUCAACAGCCCAGGUCUCCAUAGCCCCAGCAGUCUAGACAUUACCAAGGAUGACUACGAUCAUUCCGAAGCGCGCGCAGCCCUUGCCUCCGUUGCCGAUGUAGCUGCUCCUGGAGGAGGUAAUAACCACCAUCGCCGCACCAGCACGGGUACCUUCUUCAGCGCGCACAACGAUUGGGCACCGGUGAGUGAAAAGGUGAUCAAGACCGAUAGAGACGAGAAGCGCAACAAGCGCGGCAAGGAUCGCAAAAACAAGAAGCCGCGCAAGGGCGUGGCGCCUCUGCGCACUCUGGUCGGGACCCGGUCAAAGGACGAGACCCGAGAGGGCUACCUGUAUAGCCUGCUGAAGUGGCCCUUCUUACUAUUUGUUAGUUUUUGGAUCGUUGGAUUGGGCAUGGCCUACCUCGCCACCCGCUUUUACAUCUACUUCUACGAGCAGUUCGUCGCAUGGCGUGGGAGGCGGGAGCAGCUGCGGCGGGCGAUGCGAGCGACGGGUAACUACAAGGACUGGGUGGCGGCGGCGCGGAACAUGGACGACUUCUUUGGGAACCAGCGGUGGAAGGAGGAGAACGAUUUUGCCUACUACGACAGCAAGACUGUGAGGAGGGUGUGGGAUCAAAUGAGGAGGUGCAGGGAAAAGGCGGAGGAGGUUGAGAGGGAGCUGGAGAGCCAAAGCCAGAACAGCGAUAGUGGCGUUGCAUCUGGCGAAGAGACCAGCAACACCAAGGCUGGCGGCGGCAACAAUGGCAAUGACAAGAAAACGCAGCCGGUAGAGGAUCUGAAGGCGCUCAUUGAGGCCUGUGUCAAGAAUAACUUUGUGGGUAUCGAGAACCCGCGGCUAUAUAGUCAGACGUACUAUGGGACCAAGAACCUGGUGCAGAACUACGUUGAUGAAGUGGAACGAAGCAUCAAGUUCUUGAUCGACACCAAGCAGUUGACCAAGGAGCAGAAAAGGGUCAUGUUCAAGGGUAUCUGCGCCAACUACGGCCGAACAGCUCUUUGCCUCUCCGGCGGCGCAACGUUUGCCUACUAUCACUUCGGUGUCGUCAAGGCCCUGCUUGAAGUGGACUAUCUUCCCGACAUCAUUACCGGAACCAGCGGCGGCGCCCUCGUGGCUGCCCUCGUAGCUACCCGCACCAACGACGAACUCAAGGAACUCCUCAACCCAGCCCUGGCCCACAAAAUCACCGCCUGCCGCGAGUCCUUUACCGUCUGGUUCUGGCGCUGGUGGAAGACGGGCGCGCGCUUCGACUCGGUCGACUGGGCCAAGCAAUGCGCCUGGUGGUGUCACGGCAGCCUGACCUUCCGCGAAGCCUACGAGCGCACCGGUCGCAUCCUCAACGUCUCGUGCGUGCCUUCCGACCCUCACUCCCCCACCAUCCUCUGCAACUACCUCACCUCGCCGGACUGCGUCAUCUGGUCGGCCGUCCUCGCCUCCGCCGCCGUCCCGGGUAUUCUCAACCCCGUAGUCCUGAUGAUGAAAAACCGCGACGGAUCCCUCGAACCCUACUCCUUUGGACACAAAUGGAAGGACGGCAGCCUGCGGACCGACAUCCCCAUCAAGUCUUUGAACCUACACUUCAACGUCAACUUCUCCAUCGUCUCGCAGGUGAACCCGCACAUCAACCUCUUCUUCUUCUCCUCGCGCGGGUCCGUCGGCCAGCCCGUAACCCACCGCAAAGGCCGCGGCUGGCGCGGCGGCUACCUCGGCUCCGCUACCGAGCAGUACAUCAAGCUCGACCUGACCAAGUGGCUGCGCGUGCUACGCCAGUUGGAACUCCUCCCGCGCCCGCUGGGUCAGGACUGGAGCCAGCUGUGGCUGCAGACGUUUGGUGGAACAGUGACUAUCUGGCCCAAGAGCAUCCCCAGCGACUUUUUGAAGAUCCUCAGCGAUCCGGACCCGCCGAGGUUGGCGAGAAUGAUCCACGAAGGCCAGCAGAGCGCGUUUCCCAAGGUCAAGUUUAUUGCGAACAGACUCAAAAUUGAAAGGCUGGUGGAGCGCGGAAGGAGGGAGACGAGGGAUCGGAGGAACGCCGCGAACGCCUUUACUGCUACGGGCGAUGGGGAGGGAAGCUAUGCUUCCCAUAGCAUUGUUGAUGCGAUGGGUGGUAAACAUCCUCUUGCGCCAAGCAGCUCGGGUGGGGCGGGUGAUAGGAGGGGAAGCAUUGAGAGUAUCUUGAGUGAGGAUGAUUUGAGGAGUUUGUUGAUUAAGGGGCGGGAAGGGGUGCAUACGAGUGGGGGAAGCAGUACGGGUACGGAGGAUGAGUUGACCAUGACGGAGUUGGAGGGGGAGGACGACGACGGGGGAACGAGUAGGGUGAGUGAGGGGGGAAGUAGAAAUAGGUACUUUGAGGGAGCUCUGGAGGAGGAGGAUGGGGCGUUGGAGGUGGCUGCUUCUGAUCAUUCGAGAACUUAACCUAGUACAUAGGUGGUCAUUGACCUGAUACUCUGAUGGAGUUGAACUGGAAGUGAAAGUGGUUUAGAGUUGUAAACAGCCGGGAAUGCAUUAGAGCGAGUCUUACACCAUUACUGCACAUACUCAUAUGAACAUAUCUUAGACAGAACGCAUAUUACGGCUGAAGCAUUGCAUCAAAUCAUGAUUCUUGU
This is a messenger RNA of Neurospora crassa OR74A, 3404 nucleotides long. Its product is annotated as patatin-like phospholipase domain-containing protein. Gene Ontology annotation, biological process: lipid metabolic process. Gene Ontology annotation, molecular function: triacylglycerol lipase activity. The coding region runs from base 601 to 3213 and encodes 870 amino acids. The record is from RefSeq and is a predicted model, not a curated record. Lineage: Eukaryota; Fungi; Ascomycota; Sordariomycetes; Sordariales; Sordariaceae. The transcript is spliced from 2 exons.